This is a messenger RNA of Brassica napus (rape), 4495 nucleotides long. RefSeq lists its product as uncharacterized. NCBI's taxonomy places the organism in Eukaryota, Viridiplantae, Streptophyta, Magnoliopsida, Brassicales, Brassicaceae. The record is from RefSeq and is a predicted model, not a curated record. The coding region runs from base 2811 to 3689 and encodes 292 amino acids. The transcript has 2 exons.
UAGGAGUUUUAGAAUCUCCUUCUUAACAACAUCUUUCAAGUUGGGGUUCAACCUUCUUUGAUGUUCUAUAGAAGUCAUAGAUUAAUCCUCUACAUGUUUCCUAUGCAUGCAUAAAGAAGGUGAUAACCCUUUAAUAUCAUCUAGUGAGUAGUCUAUUGCAUUUCUAUACUUUUUAAGUUCAUUCAAAAAUUUAGACAAUUUAUUUUCAUUCAGUUCACUACUCACUAUGACAAGGUACGUCUCAUUAGGGCCAGGAAAAGCAUACCUUACACCUUGAGGAAAAGGUUUAAGCUCCACUUUAGGCGCCUUGAGUUCACUCCAGUCCUCUUGAUGACUGUCUUCUUGUUGAGUAGCUGAGGCAGCAUGUUGAAUCUCAUGUGUAAGCUCCUCAUUUUGAUCCUCACUACCAAUCCCCUUGUGAGAAUCCAGCAUCUUCACAUAGGCAUCACUUUCCUUGUUCUCAAUCACUUGGACCUCUCUUUCAAUUGUUAAAGCAUGAUGUAGAGGGUCUUCAAGUGCCAACUCCUCUAGAAGCUCAUCAGCUAGAGCAUCCAUUUCAUCUAUGUAUAAAACAUGGUUCUAGAUGGUUGGCCUCUUCAUCACUUCAUUGAUGUCAAAUUGGAGGAUGUUCCAUUUUCCAAGAUGAAGAUCAAUUUUUCCUUCUCUAACAUUCACAAUAGCUCCUGCUGUGGUUAAGAAUGGUCUUCCAAGGAUCAAAGGGUCUCUGGCUUCCUCACCCAUCUUCAACACAACAUAAUCAGUAGGGAUCUCAAAGUUACCAACCAUUACGGGAAGGUCUUCUGGGAUACCAACAGGAAUCUUCACUGAUCUAUCAGCCAACACCAAAGAGAGUCUACACUUCUUGUAUUGAGUAAAUUCAAGCUUCUUUGCAAUAGACAAAGGCAUCAAGCUGACACUAGCUCCAAGAUCGCAUAAACACCGCUCAAACACCAUGGGUCCUAGAGCACAAGGUAAGGUGAAACAUCAUGGAUCCUCUAGCUUUCGUGGAACAUCUAACCUCUGGAUAAUGGUGUUGCACUCGUGUGAUAAGAUCAUCAUACCUUCCAUCUCUUUCUUCUUUGCAGCCACAACAUCUUUCAACAAUUUGAUGUACUGAGGGACCAACAUAAAAGCAUCAAUGAUGGGCAUUGUGACCUGAACUUCACUCAUUUGUUUCUCAAAGAGUGAACUUCACUCAGCAGAUCCGUGCCACGAUCGAGCUCGCCGGCGAGCCAACCGGCAACACGGUCGUGCUCGCCGGGUGAGCUGGCCCGUGUCACGGCCGAGCUCGCCGGCGAGGCGACCGGCAACACGGCCGUGCUCGCCGGGCGAGCUGCUCGUGUCGCGGCCGAGCUCGCCGGCGAGUCGACCGGCAACACGGCCGUGCUCGCCGGGCGAGCUGGAUCGUGUCGCGGCCGAGCUCGCCGGCGAGUCGACCGGCAACACGGUCAUGGUCGCCGGGGGAGCUGGCCCGCGUCACGGCCGAGCUCGCCGGCGACUCGACCGGCAAUACUGCCGUGCUCGCCGGGCGAUCCGUUUCGGCUGUUCGUUUUCUCGGCUUUUGAAGUUUUGACCGAGAUUCAGUUUUUCUGUGGACUUUCGGACAUCGAUUCCGUCGUGACCGAUUUUGACCCCAACAGUUAGCCCCCAGCUAGCUAGGAUCCGUGGACCUGGGUGUUAGGUCCUACCUUGCGGUAUGGUUUGUUCUAGGUGGAAUUUAGACGUAAUCGUUUGCCGAAAGAUCGAAGGUGAAUAGUAAAGAAAAAAUUCUAUAAGUAAGGGAAGUAAGUUUUUCAAAUUCUUUACUCACUUCUUCCCUUAAGAAAAGAUUCCUCCAAGAUAGAAAUUUUUUCUCCAAGAUCUCUCUUUGCUCAAAGAAAAUGUCUUCAAGAAAAGGAUCUUCAAAGAGGAAUUCUUCCUCACACUCAUCUUCGGGUGACUCUUCUGCCAAUGAGGUGAUCACCCCGAAAGAAGAGUUUGAAGUUGAGGAAGAAGCAAAGGAUGCGUACUACAAAGCUCUUUGCGGCUCGCCUCCGCCUUCGCAAGACAUUCCGAUUCCUAAGAGGCCCGUGAGGUCGCCAAACGCACCCCUUACGCCGAGCAUGGUCUCUCCCGACUACCUCAUGACUCUCAGGGACUUUUACCAGAUCCCAAGUGGAGUCGUAUUUCGGAUCCCGAGUGGCAACGAAAGUGCGAAGAACCCUCCGGAAGGUUUCUUUACUUGCUACGAGGCCUUCCUGGUGUAUUGCCGUAUGUGGUUUCCGAUCCCCGGUACCAUCGUCCGCGCGCUUCGCCACUUUGGGCUUUCGAUCAGCCAGCUAAGCGUUCCGGCCUUGCAGCAUUGGCUCGGCGUGUUGAUCUCGAGUUACGAGCUAGGAAUGGAUCUUAACCCUGGCGACUUCGAGGGAUUUUGGUUUACGAGAGGAACGGGGAUCGAUGGCUCAUACCGCAUGGCACCAAAGAAGGGUAUGGCUAUAAUUCAGGGGCACACUUCACAUCCUAAGGCAUGGUUCGAGCGCUUUUUCUUUGUCCGGAUAGAUGGGGAGUCUGUCGAGGAGAGAUACCUCCACUUAUUCCGUCGGGAGUGGAACUUCACCCGUGUGAACAGGAUCCUUCCGCCGACUCCUGCCGAUCUUUUUGCCAAGCGAGAUCUUCUCCGCAGCAGGCCGUUCUUCUGGAAUUCCUUCACCGUCGAACGGAUUCGGAGCGCGGUGGAGAUCCAUCGAUCUUGAGCCGUCUCUCAGCCUCUGGACGUUCCGGAUGACGUAGAACCGGUCAUUGAUGUCUUGCCUGCUCAGAGGCAGAGAAUCAUGUCUCGGAAAGGCAAGGGAGUUGCCUCCGAGAACGUCUUGGGAAACCUUCCGCUGCCAGAAUGGAACCCUAGUUUCUCCCCAGGGGAAAGGAGUGGAACCAGCGAGGUUCCCCUUCCCAGCGACUUUUUUGCCGACCUCCCUCCCAGUUUUACUACUCAUAAGUCGCUGGACAAAGAGUCGAGGAGGAAAGUAGUCGCCGAAGGCUCCAGCUUAAUCAACGAGGUUUAUCCUUUGAACUUUGAUCUAAAUUAUAUUUUAUAUUUUUUAUUUUUUGUUUCCCUUACCGAUCUAAAGUUCGCGCAGGGGAUGAGGGCGUUCAAUGCGGCGCUCGACGGAAGUAUCCGGGAGUCGCGUAUCUCUCACUUCAAAGCCGAGGAGGCUGAAAGAGAACUCUUUCGGUUUUGGAAGGAGGUCGAAGAACAGAGCCGGAGACAGGCUGAGCUCCAUUCUCGGGCCCAUGUCCGUGCGGAGAGGAGAGGAAAGAGAGCGAUUGUCGCCGAAAUGAAGCAGAGGGCUGCUUUGUUUGCCACCAAAUUCGAGAGCUUUAAGGAUGCUCAAGAAUUCAUGGGCGAUUUUCGCGAGUGCCGUGGCUCGGUUGCUACCCUCUACAAGUCUCAGAACGAGGACUUCUCUUUUCCUUCCGAGGUCGCUGAGAUGUCGGGUCUUAUGAACGGGUGUGCCCAUGCCGAAUCCUUGGUUCCUCCGAUCGAAGGGAGGGUCCGACAGCUUUGGGAUUCCAUCGAGGUCUUGGAGUACACGGCGGAAGCGGGAACCAGUGUUGGUGAUGAAGGUGCCGGAGUCGCGGACGGAGAGGUGGAUCAGCCCGCGAGCUCGUUCGGGAUCUCCAUGUCCGGGUUCCUCGACUUCGAGCUUUGAGGAUUGUUGGGAUUAUUUCCCUUAGUUUUAUUUCAAGGUUUGAUGUAUCUAGGCCGAGUGUGGCCGUAUUUGAUUUAUGUGUGUUAUGGCCUUGCGAGGCUAUGUGAACUAUGUGUUUGAGACCGGCCAUUUGGUGGCUUUUAUAUAUAUGAUGAAUGAUUGACAUUCUGUGCGUUUUAGUUUAUACUUCUGCCAAGUGUGAGGGAAAGAUACGAGUAGUCACUUCGUAUCUUAACUCUUAGUUUAUCGUCUUGUUUGUUUGCUCUUACUGAAUGAGGGCGUUCGGAAACGUUUAGGAGUUUCGCGAAGUUUCGUGAGUGUAUUAGAUAUAGACGAUGGGACAUGUUUUUAAGAUCUCGUAUCAUGUCUUGAGAUGUUAGUGGACCAGUAGGACUGGGUUUAGGAGAAGACUUAGGUUUACUUUCGGCUCUAAGGCUGUGCGACGACUGAUCGGCUCUCGUUUUGCCUGUGGGCGAUUUCCACCUGGUUCUUUCCAAUUUAAAGUCUGCAACUUGGCGCCGGCUUAUAUGACUUGUAUGGAACGAACCGAGCACUCUCCAGAGACCGUCUGGAGUGCUGACCAAAAUUUCGGAUUUCUUGUAUAGCGCGCUAUGGUAUCCUCGUCGGAUGUAAGAGAACCUUUACUUUUACGAAAGGUUAGACUACGAGUUCUUUUUUUAGAACGUUUUGGGUGUGUCCGUCGGGGCCAAUCGACAGGCAAUUUUUUUUUGUUUUUUUUUUUUCGAGUCGCGGACGGACCGUGUGUUUGGAUAAUAUCUUUCGAAAAUAUUUACGACGUCUCACUU